This is a messenger RNA of Oldenlandia corymbosa var. corymbosa, 1821 nucleotides long. The record is from the annotation of a GenBank genome assembly. Lineage: Eukaryota; Viridiplantae; Streptophyta; Magnoliopsida; Gentianales; Rubiaceae.
AUAUCAAUUAAUUACUCACUAAAAGUGGUAUACCAAAUAAUUUCCAUUAUGAUCACGAUUCAUUAACAAUUACAAUGCCAUAAUCCAUAACGUAGAUGGAAUUGCAUGCGUAGAAGGAAUUGAAUAAUGUGCAGAAGAGGGACCAAACCAGCCAGCCCAGGGUAAAGUGCAAACCAUGCAACCACAGAUGCACCUUAUACUUUAAGUUCCAUUUCUCAAUAUUAAGUGCAACAAAUUGAUAUCUUUAUGCAUCUAUGCUCUUUCUUUCAAUAACCCUAUGAUAUCCCUUCUUGUUAAUUUCUUAACUUGUAACCAAACAUUAAUAUGGAUCUUGGAGGCAAGCUUUUCAUCACAUUAGCUACCUUUGUAGCAAUUUUCUCAUCCAAUCAUCCAUUGGUCAAUGAUAUUACCCGGGAUGUAUUAUCGUCCCCUCUAAUUAGCUGGAUAAAUAAUUUGAUCUCUUACCAGUACGAUUAUGAUUAUGGACACGAUUAUAUUUAUAAUCACCACCACCACCACCAUCAUCGUCGUCAUGACGGUGGUGAUGAAAGAAAAGUGACGUCGAUAUGUGACGAUUUUCCGACUGAUUUUCCACCGCCAGAUACCAACACAACGUCCACUAUUUGCGUCGAUCGGAAUGGUUGUUGCAAUUUCACCACCGUGCAAGCUGCGGUUGAUGCUGUUGGAAAUCUUAGCUCCAAAAGAACCAUCAUUUGGAUCAAUUCCGGCAUCUAUUUCGAGAAAGUGAUAAUUCCAAAAUACAAACCAAACAUCACAUUUCAAGGACAAGGCUAUACCUCAACAGCAAUUGUAUGGAAUGACACCGCCAAUUCUUCCCACGGCACAUUUAACAGCGGAUCAGUUCAAGUCUUUGCUCCCAACUUCAUCGCUAAGAACUUAAGUUUCAUGAAUGUAGCCCCAAUGCCGGCUCCCGGUGCAGUCGGAGCACAGGCAGUGGCAAUUAGAGUAGCCGGAGAUCAAGCUGCCUUUUGGGGUUGUGGAUUCUUCGGAGCUCAGGAUACUUUACACGACGAUCGCGGCCGCCACUACUUUAAGGAUUCUUACAUUCAAGGCUCUAUCGAUUUCAUUUUUGGUAACGGCAGAUCGUUCUAUGAGAAUUGCCAGUUAACUUCAAUAGCAAACCCAGUUCCGGUCGGAGCAAGGGUCAUUAACGGAGCAGUUACGGCGCACGGCAGAGCUUCCAAGGAAGAAAACAGCGGAUUUUCAUUUGUGAAUUGUAGCGUUGGCGGGAAUGGUCGAAUAUGGCUAGGCCGAGCUUGGCGGCCAUUUUCCACCGUUGUGUUUGCUUCCACUUCCAUGACUGACAUUAUAGCUCCAGAAGGAUGGAAUGAUUUUAAUGAUCCUUCAAGAGACCAGACCAUUUUCUAUGGAGAAUACAAUUGUAGUGGUGCUGGAGCUAAUACAACACUGAGAGCACCUUAUGCUCAGAGGCUGAAUGAUACCCAAGCUGCACCUUUUCUGAACAUUUCCUUCAUCGAUGCUGAUCAAUGGUUGCAACCCUACUCAUCAUAGAGGACAACACAUCAAUGGAUUUGAAUUUAGUUUGAAGAUUAUUUAAUCAUUUUAUUGUCAACAAUUUGGGUCCUUUCUUUCAAAUUCCUUGCAACAGAAUAAUUACAUUUCAUCAGUCUCAAGAGAGCUUUUGUAUAUGCUAUGAGAGGCUUUGAAGAUUGGCUAUAUUUUAACAAUUUACUCCAACAGUUUCAAAUUGAUUGUUUCAUUUUGGAACGGAUGAAGAAUUUGUAAUUACUAAUAAAUAAAUGAAUGAGUAAAUAUAUAUUAUAAAAUCGCCUUAUAAAU